This is a messenger RNA of Oxyura jamaicensis (ruddy duck), 1609 nucleotides long. RefSeq names its product chondroitin sulfate proteoglycan 5 (gene CSPG5). Gene Ontology annotation, biological process: nervous system development. The record is from RefSeq and is a predicted model, not a curated record. Lineage: Eukaryota; Metazoa; Chordata; Aves; Anseriformes; Anatidae.
AUGCCGAGACCCCCGGGGGGGGUCACGGUCGUGGGGGACCCGCUGCAGGCUGGGGGGGGACACUCCCGGGGUCAAGGAGGAGCCCAGGGGGUGCCUGGGGACCCCCCUGACACCGCCGUGUCCUUGUGCCCCGCAGCGCCCCAGUGGCCCCCCCGCAAUGGCAGCGAGGCUGAAGGCGGAGGCUGGGGGGGCUCCCUGCAGCGGGACCCGGCGAGCGGAGCCCCCCUGGGGACCCUGAGCAACGGCACCAACCCCGGGGGGUCCCCGUCGGCCGGCGAGACCCCUCCGGGACCCCAGCUAGAGCCCCCCGGGGGGGGCACGGCCUCCACCACGGACCCGGCCGGGAGCCUCGCGGGGUGCCCGGGGUGCGCCGGGGAGGGCGACGCCAGCGCUCUGCCCCCCACGCCCGGCUCGGCGGAGGACAACGAGGCGGCCACCGGUGUCACCUGGCCCGGCGACGGCGGCACGGUGGCGGUGGCCAUCGGUAGCCCCGAGGAGGCCGGCAGCGGCGAGCAGCCCACGCGGGCCUCGCUGCAUGGCCCCGGCUUCCUGGGGGGGCUCACGGCCGCCCCGCCGAGCCUCCCCGGCCUCCCCAGCCCCGGCCUCCCCAGCCCGGGGCUCGGCACCGAUUCGGCCGAAUCCGACCUGCUGCUGGCGGCCGGGGGCUCGGCCGCGGUGCGGCCCCCGGUGCCGGGGGACUCAGGGCUGGAGCUCCGGUUGGCCUCAUCCAGCCCGGCCCCGGCGCAGGGGGCUCGCGGCCGCACGGAUCGGACCUGGCUGGACGUGCAGGAGCCCGGCACCGCCACGCCGGGCACGGCCGAGCCGCCGGCGCCCGAGAUCAUCGACGUCGACUACUACGACCUCUUCGAGGGCGGCGAGGGGCUGGGGGGCGGCCGGGGGGCGGCCGGCUCGGCGAGGAGGGAGCCGGGCGGCGGGGCCACGCCGUGGGCCCUCCACGAGCUGUAUGACGACUUCACGCCCUUCGACGAGUCCGAUUUCUACCCCACCACCUCCUUCUACGCCGAGGGGGACGAGGAGGAAGAAGAGGAGGAUGAGCUGGAAGACGAGGACGAGGAGGACGAGGAGGAAGACGGGGGCCUGGAGGACGAGAACGGCUACCGGCCGCCCGCCUCGGCCGUGCCCCGCGUCCCGCUGGGACCACGGGGACCCCGACCCAGCCCCCGGCCACCGAAGCCCCCCGGUGCGGCGGGGGGCAGCCCCCCAGCACCGCCGCGGCCCGGGGAGCGCGUGGUGCCGGAGAACGGCACCGAGUGCCGGAGCGGCUUCGUGCGGCACAACGGCUCCUGCCGCUCCGUCUGCGACCUCGUCCCCAGCUACUGCCACAACGGCGGCCAGUGCUACCUGGUGGAGGGCCUCGGGGCUUUCUGCAGGUGCAACACGCAGGCCUACACGUGGCACAAGGGGACGCGCUGCGAGUCCAUCGUCACCGACUUCCAGGUGCUGUGCGUGGCCGUGGGCUCGGCCGCCCUGGUGCUGCUGCUGCUCUUCAUGCUGACCGUCUGCUUCGCCAAGAAGCUCUACCUGCUCAAGACGGAGAACAGCAAACUGCGCAAGACCAAGUGAGCGGGGCGGCCCCGGGGGGGGGGGA